Messenger RNA from Puntigrus tetrazona (Sumatra barb), 2031 nucleotides. RefSeq names its product gsk3b interacting protein (gene gskip). Gene Ontology annotation, molecular function: kinase regulator activity; protein kinase A binding. The record is from RefSeq and is a predicted model, not a curated record. Gene Ontology annotation, biological process: regulation of canonical Wnt signaling pathway. Lineage: Eukaryota; Metazoa; Chordata; Actinopteri; Cypriniformes; Cyprinidae. Gene Ontology annotation, cellular component: cytoplasm.
GCGCGGUGCGUUCACGAGCGUCCGCUCUGCGCAGCGGCUGCACAGCCCCUCCACGCAGCUACAGGAGAGAGUUGUUUUCAUUGGAGAUUGGAAGAAUUUUUUUCUCACAAGGACAGGAAAAUAGCUUUAUUUAUGAUACCGUAACGUUUGUCGAGGCGGAUACGCAGAAGCUGCACUGCGCGACAACGGCGCAUAAUUGACACACUUGAGUCCUAGCCGGCAUGAGCCGGAAGUGUUCUGACGAACUACCCCCGGAGGAGGGGAUGGAGGUGGACUGUAAGCCGGAGGACCUGUCGAAGUGUUCGUACGAGGAGCGCUGCGUGGAGCUGGGGGAGGUGAAGGACAUGCGGCUGGAGGCCGAGGCGGUGGUCAACGACGUGCUCUUCGCGGUCACAGACAUGCACGUCUCUCACAGUCUCACCAGCGGACUGGACGUGGCCUACAUAAACGUGGAGACCAGAGGAAACCGAUACUGCUUAGAGCUCACCGAGGCAGGGCUAAGGGUGGUCGGACACGGCUUCGAUCAGGUGGAUGAGGACUUGAGCGCCCAGUAUCACGAGACUGUUUACUCACUGCUGGACUCUCUCAGCCCCGGAUACAGAGAAGCGUUCGGAAACGCUCUGCUGCAGAGACUGGAGAGGCUCAAACAAAACGGACAGUGAGGGCUCCGGGUGUCAUUCAGAAUAUCUUUGCUCGCUAAACAGCUCACCCGAGUCCUGCGCCGCUCUCAGCUUAAAGCAUCAGUGGUACCUUUUAGCCUGUGAUACGUUUUAACGGACCCUCUCGGUGUUCAUUUGACAAACUGACUUGCCUGUGAUGUUUUAAAGUAUUUUACCAUUAUUUGGAGAGGUAUCGUUGCUGUGGGCCCAGGUGGACACUCAAGUUUUUUUUAUCCAACAUUUUGCAAGUAAAAUAAGCCUCAGAAAUAGCGGAGUGCUGUUUGGAGCUUCAUACCGUACUUCCAUCGACUCUACAGCGUGGCUCUUUAAAAGUAUUAACAUUAAAACAUAUCGGAUGCCUUACUACUUUCAUUCAGAUUUGUAACGAUUCGGUUUGACCCCGGUAGCCGGUGUUUAGAAACCCCCCGAUACUUUCGGCACCUUCCCUUCCUUUUGUUCGCUGAAGACUUUCAUAUCAGACCCUUUUUGAAUGUGAAGAUGCAUCUGUCGCAGAAAGGAUCGAAAAGCCAAAACAUCUGCUUCCGAGCCCCAAAAAGUAUUUUUUUUAAGAAAAUGAUGUAAAGUGGUGCAUUUUAGCACUGAAACAGAAGCUUUCUACUUUUAUUUACAAAAGAGCUGAGCAGUAUCCCCCCCCAGCAUGUUUGUGGGAAUGUCAACGCUCGCAUUUCUGUUUUAAAGACGUUCAUUACGGUUAAUUAAUUAUGGUUAGCAGCAAGCAUAUCAUGUAAUAUGUGUCGUACAAUAUCGGUGUUUUUAAAAUACGGUUUUAAAUCAUUUUUAUUGUUUUUCCCAAGAAGAAAGAUUUACUGUUGUGUAGAUUUCUUGAUUGACUGGUCAAAACUAAACGCUCCGUCUUGCACAAAAUUGCACUAAAGAAGUAAAAGCUGACUUUUUUCGAAAGGGCAGCGUAAAAAAUAUGCUACGAAGUUACAUUCCAUUUCAUUUCGGUUUAAAACAGAAGGAAGAGAUUAGUUUAAACAAACAUGCGGGAAGUUGUGGUAAUGAUGGGUUUCUACCUCACGUCGGGUUUUUAUUUUGACCCGUUCAGCAUGCCUGUGAAAUCGAUGUGCGUUUCCUAGGCAGGCGAUAACAGUAUGCUCUGUUGUGAUGAUGGGGUCAGCGAACAGAAUUGGUCUUCUGCUUUUAGCAAAUUCCUGGGAAACAAAUCACUCAAUACCUGGCCCAAACAGACCUCCUAAUAAUUUACAGAAUGUUUGCUUAGAUAACACAGAUGGAAAAAACGACUAAGAGAGCGUUUGGGUGACGUACAUGGCACAAAUAACUUCUGUACCCGAGGGAAUGUUGCUUGCUUUUGUUUCCUUGUAAUAAAAAAAAAAAAAGCACAUUCAAA